This is a messenger RNA of Dermacentor silvarum, 1178 nucleotides long. It is a transcript of the gene Grx3, whose product is annotated as glutaredoxin-3. The record is from RefSeq and is a predicted model, not a curated record. The transcript is spliced from 12 exons. Lineage: Eukaryota; Metazoa; Arthropoda; Arachnida; Ixodida; Ixodidae. Bases 103 to 1128 code for a protein of 341 amino acids.
UGGUUCUGCGAGUACCUGGCAACCCUGAUUUUUGGUUCUUUAUUCUAUGAUCACGCGUUCGUAACGCGUCGCUGGGAGCUGCACAGAACGAGCUUAGGGACCAUGUCCGGUAGCAGUGCUAUAUCGAAUGCUAAAGAGCUUCAGGAUGCGAUUUCCGGUGCAAAGGACAAGCUGCUUGCCCUGUACUUCCAUGCGAGCUGGUCGCCUCAGUGUAAGCAGGUGGAUGACUUAUUGCCCGACCUUGUCAAAGACGAAGAUCUAGAGCGGACAAACUUCUGUAAGGUCGAUGCUGAACAAGUCGAAGACGUGAGCCUGAAGUAUAAGGUCACCUCAGUGCCAACGUUCGUCAUCCUUCUGAAUGGAGAGGCUGUUGACAGAGUAGAAGGCUUGAACAUGGUGGAACUUGUGCGCAAGUUGAAGUCACUGCAAGCUCGGGUGGAGAUGCCACCACUUGUGGCUGGUGACAAGCGGGUCACCGAGAGGCCUCAACUGGCAAUAAAACACUUCAAACAAGAGCUGAUGCAUAGGCUGCAGGCCAUCACGGCACAAGCUCCUUGUGUGCUCUUCAUGGAGGGGAGCACAAGUGCACCUGCAGAAGGUGGCAGUUCACAGGCUGUGGCUUUGCUGAAGAAAGCUGGCCUUCAGUUCCAACAUUUUGAUGUGACUACAGACUCGGCACUGCGGCAGCAGCUCAUUCAGCAUUUGGCAGACAAGGCAGCUUGCAAUUACCCACUGUUGUUUGUCAAUGGGGAGUUUGUUGGUGGUAUUGAUGAAAUAAAAAAGCUGGAUGACCAAGGACAGCUCGCCCACUUAAGUGCCCCUGGAAACCUGACACUGAGAUUACAGAAGCUCAUCAAUAAGGCACCCGUGAUGGUCUUCAUGAAAGGCUCACCUGACACACCUCGAUGUGGUUUCAGCCGAACUUUGAUGGAUAUAUUCAAGAAGCACAAAGUCACCUUUGACAGCUUUGACAUUCUGACAGAUGAAGAUGUGCGACAGGGUCUCAAGCAGUACUCCAACUGGCCAACAUACCCACAGGUGUAUGUCAAGGGAACACUUAUUGGCGGCCUCGACAUAAUCAAGGAACUGGAAGAAAGUGGUGAGCUUACAGCUGCUCUAAAUCCAUGACUACCCAACGCCUCAUGCUCUUUCACAUGAAUAAACUACAUUUGUGCUCA